CACUCAAGGAGUUUUUGUAGCUAGAUGAGGACGAGAGGGCAGUGCAGUUUAGUGCGGCUCUGUGGCACCCUUGCAGUUUCGACUUCGAAGUUUUCCGCUGGCGUGUAUUAUUCUUUAUCGUAACGAUUGUUGUCGAAAACGUGCUUUGUUAUUAAUUUUUUCUAACCGUCUCAAUACGAAAGACCGCGCGGAUGUGUCGUUAGUGUGCACGUGUUCUUUACGCUCGCGCAGUGUUUCGUAAAGAGAAGAGGCCAAGAUACAUACGUACGCGGAACUGCAGCUGAAAGGGAGGAAAAGAGAAGAAACACAACGAAGAAGAAAAGGAAGAAGUAGAAGAUGAGCAAGACGUGCGCCCGCUGCGAGAAAACGGUCUACCCGAUCGAAGAGCUCAAGUGCCUCGACAAGAUAUGGCACAAACAGUGCUUCAAGUGUCAGGGCUGCGGCAUGAUCCUGAACAUGCGGACGUACAAGGGUUUCAAUAAACAGCCAUACUGCGAGGCGCACAUACCAAAGGCGAAAGCCACCACAAUGGCGGAGACGCCGGAACUGAAACGCAUCGCGGAGAACACGAAGAUUCAAAGCAACGUGAAGUACCACGCCGAAUUCGAGAAGGCGAAAGGCAAGUUCACCCAGGUUGCGGAUGAUCCAGAGACCCUGAGAAUCAAGCAGAACAGCAAAAUUAUCUCCAACGUAGCCUAUCACGGUGAACUUCAAAAGAAGGCCAUCAUGGAGCAGAAAAGGACGAUGACUGGUGAAAAUGGCGAACAGAUCGAGUACGUAGAGUACACGGACGGUACGAUCGCGCCUGCAUCAGGCGUGAACGCGAAUCCACCGACCGCUAGAACUGCGAGCUCGCCGGUGCAAAGGACACCAGGUAGGAUCGCCGAUUACGAUCCCCUUAGCGAGGCGAGACCGAGCCCCUAUUCCGCCAGGCAAGCGGCCACCACUGUGAUUUAUACGAGCGACAAGGGACCAGUAACGAAUCCACCGACCAGAAAGAUCGGUUCUGUAGCGGAUAUAGACCCCGUGAACGAAUAUUACGGAUCAUUGACGCCAGCAACGAACAACAAUCACGUACCACAACAUCAACCACCUCCACCACCACCUGCCAACGUUGGGAGAGUGUACAGAGCGAUGUACGAUUACGAGGCCCAGGAUCUCGACGAAGUAAGCUUCUGCGACGGCGAUCUGAUCGUCAAUUGUACGGCCAUCGACGAAGGUUGGAUGACGGGUCUCGUGCAGCGUACAGGUCGACAGGGCAUGCUACCAGCGAACUACGUUGAACCGGCGCAGAUUUAAACGCCACUCCUCCUCUUCCCAGUCCUCAUCGCCUUUGUUUCUAACCAGAUCGAUCACUCGAUCGAGGAAACGGUCUGCACGAGGAAGAUCACGAAAGGCGAGAAACCGCGGCGAGCUUCGAGGAGCGCUCGACGACUUCCGGAAAAGGGAGAAAGAGCGACUCUUUCCUGUCGGCCGAAUUCGCGGCAAACGCGUCUCCGAAAUUCCUCAUCCGAGGGAUCGAGGUGAAAUCGAACGAUGAAAACGAGCCGAUUUCUCGCGACGAUACCGCGACGACUAUCGUGUAUAUCUAAAAAUAAGUUAUGGAAUCAAAGAUUCUUUGUUACGUCGAUCAAAGUGAUUCCUUUCGUACGUCGUGUAAGAUGUUAUCCGAUAAGAAUCGUCGAUCUUCCUUUUCGUACGAUUUGACGAACGAAAGACUCGAUUGAAUAUUUUUUUUUUUUUUUUCUCUCUUUCUCGAACGUUGAGAAGACGAAGAUGAAAUCGUCACAUCGAUGCAAUAUGUUCUCUCCGAGUGCCUGCAAUCGUUUCGCAUUUAAAGUCGAUAAAUUAGAGACAAUUCCACGUUUGGGACCAAAUUUUGAUCGCCACUUUUGCGAACUUCACGAUAGGUGUUUUUUUUUUCGCUCAUAAUAGCAAUUUUAUAUGAUCAAAUAUUUUCCACGGCCGACACGGUGUUUCGUGUUCGUCGAACAGUUUUAGCAUUUUUUUUUUUUCUCGAAAUCAUUCCGUUGCUGUACGAGGAUUCCACGGUAAUGAUGACUUGAUGAUUACGCGGUGAAAAAGACUGGAAGACUCGAUGUUCCUCGUUUUUUAUGUACUUUAUUCGAAACAAGUCGUUGCAUGCGUUUUCAUUUUUUUUUCUUUUUUUUUCUCCCCCCUCUCCUCGCUUGUAACGGUAUGUUGUAACACUUUUGUUUUAUAUCACGUGAACACUUUGCAUUUGCACGCAAGAUGAACGGUUUUGUUUUUAUUUAAAAAUAUUCUUCUGGUCUUUAAGAUUGUAACAAAGGUUCAUCUUCACGCAUCGUUUUUAUCUUUUUCAUUUAAACUUGUUCCAACGAACUAUAUACAAAUUGAAUAUUUAUUUACGAAAGAUUAAAUGAUAGUUGCAAUAUGUUAAAAGACUUGCGUUGGACUUGGACAUCAAGCCAUUCUUGCGUUAUUACGUGUUGUGAUCCGAGAAGAAACAACGAUGUGCCUUAUAUAUAUAUAUACGUAGAGGACAAUCUUUCUGCGAAGUUUUUUAUCGAAAAUUUAGAAAAAAAUGUAAAAAAGAAAAAAAAAGAAGAAGAAGAAAAAGAAGAAAGAUAUAUUUGUAAUUGUAUACACGAUCAAUGUUAUGUAUCAUCAAGGGAAACGUAGAAGAAAAACUUCACAUCGCGAAAGUGAAUCUAGUUAGGACUAUAAAAUGAAUGAUGAAGAAAUAUAAUGUAAUUGUUGAUAGGAAAGUUUCGUUACACUUGCCUUGCUCGAUCCGAUGCGUUUCGAACUGAAAGCAACGAUCGCUGGAAACAUUUAUUACCGUUUCUCUUUGUCCAAUUAACGACAUUAACCGACAUUUACCUGGGAUAGUUGUUAAGUUUUAUCAUGCAAGAUAUGCCUGUAUUAAAAAAAUGCUUCUCUCUCGGCUUUCUACGAUCCUUUCAGUGCUGUAUCAAUAAUUCAUUUGAACGCAAAAUGAUGAGAAUUUCAAUUGGAAAUUUCACAUUAGUUAUAUUAUUAGAUACAACCAAAACAAUUUUUUAAUCUUUAAUUUUAUUGGAUCGUAAGAUAAAGGAGAAUAAAUUUUAACGUGUCGUAACGAAACGUACGUUUUUCAAUUGUACAUAAUGUAACAAAGUAUUAUAUAUAUUAUAUAUAUAUAUAUAUUUAGCUAGUAUAUAUUAAUUGUAAUUAAUUGUUACAAAUUUCAUUUAUAUUUACAGAAAUGUUAAAUGCUGUUUGAGAUUGUAACAAUUUUAUAGGGGUUGUCCCAAGAGGACGAUUUCCAAUUUUUCUAAGCAAUUUAUCCUUUUAAUUAACAUGUACAGUUGAAUAAAAUGCGUUUCAUAAUUUCUGUUUAAUUAAGAAGGAGAGAUAUAAUAUGAACAACAGUACUGAAAGGAUCGAAUCGCUUUUUACGAACAUUAAAUAGCGUCUUGCCGAAAUCUAAAACUAAAUCGUUCUUCACGAUGGUUUCGAUUUUACAAAUAGCUUUAUACCUUCCUGACGUUCGGUUAAUGUACAGAUAAUAUAACGAGAAAAUUCGAUGUACAGGGUGAUUCACAACGCAUUGUUAUAAAUUUAAAUAAAAUAAGAAUUUACAUAUUUUAUUUUAUUUGCUAAUAAAACGAUUAUUUUAUAUUUGAAACAUAUUUUAAUGCAAUAAAAUCAUAUAAUAAAUAAGGUAUAAUAAUUUUAACAUAGUAAUUUAAUUAAUAAUUAAUAAUUUUAAUUAAUAAUUUUAAAAUACAUUAAAUUAAUAUUGUCGAAGUAUAGGAAAUCAAUGAUUUUUGAUAUAUCAACAAAAGAAUCACCUUGUAUAACGGAAACAUCUCAUUACCGUUACGGGGAAUAACCACGCCCCAUUUUCCUUCUCUUUUCUAUUUCAUCCCUUUCCUUUUAUCACAAUUCCAAAUUUUCUCUUUUCUGUUGAAAAUUUGGUUCCUCGGAUACAAACUAUAUCUAUUAUAUUGUAUUUACCUGAGUAGGAGAAUAGGAGGAAUUUAUACGUUAUACAUGUAAAAGAAAUAAAUAGAAAUAAUAUUGUUAUGUACACGUGCGUGAUCGGGCGUGUGCGAUGUCGUUUGACUUUUCGUGAUAAACCGCGAGGAGAUAUAUUCAUAUUUUUGGAAAUAUGUUAGCAUUAUUAUUAAUAUAAUAAUAAUAAUAAUAAUAAUUAUUAUUAUUUCCCCUUUUGUAAUUAUUAGAACACCGAUAAGUCGAAUUAUCUAAGAUUUAUAAUUGAGGAAUCAUACAGAAAUAUACAUAUAUGGUAGCGUUGUUUAAAAACAAAUAUUAUUAUAUUAUGAUAUGAGAUUAUAAAAAAUGAAUAUGUUAUGUAAA
Apis cerana (Asiatic honeybee) is the source of this 4347-nucleotide messenger RNA. RefSeq names its product LIM and SH3 domain protein Lasp. Gene Ontology annotation, cellular component: focal adhesion. Gene Ontology annotation, molecular function: actin filament binding. The record is from RefSeq and is a predicted model, not a curated record. NCBI's taxonomy places the organism in Eukaryota, Metazoa, Arthropoda, Insecta, Hymenoptera, Apidae.